Molecule: messenger RNA, 1418 nt
Organism: Tuber aestivum (summer truffle)
Lineage: Eukaryota; Fungi; Ascomycota; Pezizomycetes; Pezizales; Tuberaceae
Source: the annotation of a GenBank genome assembly
AUCGUCAUUAUCAACAUCGCAAUGCCUCGUCCAACUGCUCUUCUCCUCGGCAGAAUCGACCAUGCUCGCAAGGAAUGGGAAUCUCUGUCCGAAAUAGCGGAGCUCAGGGUUUGCUUCCCUUCCCCCUUUUGUCUUCCUCAUGUCUUUCUUGCUGGAGAGGUUUCUGACGGGGGUCUCGGUUAGGAAAUCGUUUCUGGCACAAGGGAGUCUGUGAUGCAGGAUUUUAAGGAUGGGAAAUACGAUGGUGUUGUAGCGAUUUACAGAACCUAUGAUUCUGCUAAAGUGAGACCUUCAUGAACCCUGUAUUGCUGCUUAAGCUAAGGAGGAUAGAUCACCGGCCGCUUCGACAACGACUUUGUCUCUCAACUACCCUCUAGCGUGAAAUUCCUCUGCCAUAAUGGGGCCGGAUACGAUCAGAUUGACAUUGAGCCGUGUACAGCUCGCGGUAUUUCACUCCACCCUCGCUCACUCCCCCCAUUGGCCCGUCCUGCUGACCCUUCUCCAGGUAUCCUCGUAGCCCACACCCCAGGAGCCGUCAACAACGCCACAGCUAACGUCGCAAUGAUGCUGAUCCUGCAAGCCCUGCGCAAGACGUACAUCGCCGAGACCUCUCUCCGCAAUGGCACCUGGCGCGGUCAACUCCCCCUCGGCCACGACCCGGACGGCAAAGUCCUCGGCAUCCUCGGCUUGGGUGGGAUCGGCGUGGCCCUGUCCACCCGCGCCAAGGCCUUCGGCAUGAGGUUGAUAUACCACAACAGGCGAGAGGCGGCGUACAACCCCGCCGGGGCAGAGUACGUGGCGGACCUCGCGCAGUUCUUGGGCAGGUGCGAUGUCCUGAGCAUUCACCUGCCGUUGGCGGAGGCGACGAGGCAUUAUCUUGGGAAGAAGGAGUUGCUGGGGUUGAAGAAGGGUGCAGUGCUGGUCAAUACUGCGCGCGGGGCGGUCAUUGACGAGGCGGCAUUGGCGGAAGUGCUCGAGGCUGGUCAUCUGGGGAGCGUGGGGUUAGAUGUUUACGAGGAGGAGCCAAAAAUUCAUGAGGGGCUUACUGGGAGGGAGGAUGCGGUGCUGUUUCCGCACAUUGGGACUUUUACCGUUGAGACGCAGGCAAGCUACCCCUCAUUCCUCGAAAUACCCCGGGAGCUAAUUAGGAUGGGUUAGAAAAAUAUGGAGGUUUUGGUCAUCGACAACAUCCGCUCUGCCUUGAACAGGGGAAGGCUACUCACGGUUGUUCCGGAACAGAAGGGGAAAGAGGCGGAAGUGCAGAGUAACCUCCCCUCGAAACUCUGAGUGAUGGGUCCUGUGGUAACAAAGCUCUCACUCGAUAGAAAGUAGAUAGACCAUUUCGACGGAACAGGCGUUUCUGGGUUAUAAAGUAUACAGGAGGGGCACACCUUGUGUUAGCGCUCAGAUAAGAGUAG